UAUUUUCAGGUUCGUUUCCCUAAACUUCAAAAAAGUAAACAUACAACAGAGGAAGUGUUGCAAGGGUCGACGGAAAUUUCCCGUUAACGGCCGUUUAUGGCAAGACAGUUCCCUGUUAGGUCGUCAACAGUCGUUAAAGUUAUACUUCAGAGAACAUUCAGAAUGGGUUUUACACAAGAGCCUCAAAACGUUGUCACCAGCAAGGUUCGCCGCGGAGCGUUAAUUGUGAUGGAAGGUUGCGAUCGCUCAGGCAAAACAACACAAGCUAAGUUGCUUAAGAAAACCUUGGACGAUGCUGGCAAACCAACAGAUUUUAUGUGCUUUCCAGACAGGAGCACCCAGAUCGGUGGCAUCAUUAAUAAUUACCUCAAGUGUGGCACUGAAUUGGAGGACCACGCCAUUCACCUGCUUUUCUCCGCCAACAGAUGGGAGUUGUUACCCAAAAUAAAGAUGACUUUAGCAAAGGGAACCAACAUUGUCAUUGAUCGCUACGCCUUUUCAGGCGUUGUUUUUUCCGCUUCGAAGGAGGGCAUGUCUUUGGAAUGGUGCAAGAAGAGCGACACUGGGCUCCCUAAGCCAGACUUGGUGCUGUACCUUGAUGUAAGCGAGAAGGACGUGCAGAAACGAGGGCAGUUUGGUGCAGAGCGCUACGAGAAGGAGGAGUUCCAGAAACGUGUGCGGGCGAACUACGAGCUACUCAAGGACGACACUUGGAGGAUAAUUGAUGCAAGUUUGAGCAUUGACAAGCUUCAAGAAGUAAUUAAAGAAGAGGUUCUCAAAGUUAUAAACAAAACAAAAGAUGAAAAAAUACCAGAGCUUUGGGUUGAAUGAUCGUGCAUCAGUGGAUAUUUUAUAGAAUUUCUAAUAGAGGUAAUUCACAAGAAAGAUGGUUAAAAUUAACUUGCACUUUGAGGAGGAUACACGGAUAACCCGCAAAUGGGAGAGAGAAGCUUAUGACAUUAUUGCUACUUGUAAAUUGUUCAAGUGGGACCGAAAUGUUUUCAUAGGCUCCUCUUAUGUAUAGGUUAUUUGUGUAUUGUUCCAGCCACAGUAUUGUGACUUUUUCUUCACUUUGGGGAGGAAACUGAUGUUUCAGUUUCUCCAGGACCAUUAUCAAAUCACAACUGAGAAACUGUGAAGACAGGUCAGGUGAAGAGGUAGGAAUAAAUAAUUUUUAAUUGGGUAGUGGGUGUGUGGCUGAGUUGACACAUGAUGGAAAAAGACAACUCUAGCUAGAGACCUUUUGUUGUUACACCUUCAAUUUAACAGACAUUGGAAAAAUGUAGCUAAUCCGCUGGGUCGGUUGGUUUGCAAAGUGAAUAAAAAUGGCUGGUUACAAUUGGAACUAAGCACUAAACCCACAAGGGUCAUACAGCUCUGCUGGUUUAUAUAUUGGUAAGUGUUAUGAUCAUUGCAAAACAACUGAUCUUUGUCCACCAUUUUCAAUUCUCAUCUUAGAUGAUUAAAUUGAGGCUUUUUUUUUUUAUAACAUUUUACCAAUGAGACACUGGUUUUAUCAGUACAGUGCUUGAUAAAACCAGAAAGUGGUUUUAUUAAGUACAGUACUUUAUACAAUCACUUGCUUGUUUAAUCAAGUACAGUGCUUGCUGGUUAUAUCAAGUACAGUGCUUGCUAAAACCACUUGCUGGUUUAUCAAAUACACAGUAUUUUAUAACGUUACUGCAAGUGUCUUCAGUUUUUUACAUUGUCAAGUCACAGGACUAAUUUUGUCAAAUUCACUAAGGGACCAAGGAUUACAAGUUGAUCAUCCUUACAAUCAGUGGCUGCUCGUCCAUAGGAGCUGCAGUCCCCCCCCAAAUGCUCACUGCCAGAUGUAUGACGAUUUCAACCUUAUGCUAAAAUAAUUUCAACUGAUGAAUGUAUUACAGGAAAAAUCUGUUGUAUGUUGUUUUAAAUGAAUUUAUAAGCGAAUUUUUUUUUUUGUUCAAAUGAGAUAAAAAAUGAUUAAAAAUAUAAGUUGGUACAGUACAAUAGUAUGGGUAUUACUGGCGCUCCAUCAGGCAGCGAGGAGCUGCAGGAUUGUAAGGAUUGCAAGUUGAUCAUCCUUACAGGGAAGCAACUGUUGCUAAUAUUUAUAAGGAGCACUAAACCCAUAAGGGUCAUUCAGUACUAUAUGAAGGUUCCAUCAAUCCAAUUUUCCAUUUGCAAUUUAUUUUUUGACUUCCCUAAAAUAUGCUGGACUGUAGCCUUAGUAUUUUAGCCAUUUUUGGAUAGUUUAUGUAUUACUAAGAAUCACUUCGUGGGUACUAUUUUAUACUGAUUUAAAUAUGUACUGACAGGGGUACAAGGGACUUUUUUAUGCCUAUGAAAAUUAUUUUUAGCCUUCAUUGAAAGAUACAUAUACAAGACUUCCAUGUUUUUAGGAUUAACUGAUCUAAUAGUUCUUCCCAUGGGACCAUGUAUGGAAAAUUAA
This is a messenger RNA of Cherax quadricarinatus, 2434 nucleotides long. RefSeq names its product thymidylate kinase. The record is from RefSeq and is a predicted model, not a curated record. Gene Ontology annotation, molecular function: dTMP kinase activity; nucleoside diphosphate kinase activity; ATP binding. Gene Ontology annotation, biological process: dTDP biosynthetic process; dTTP biosynthetic process; dUDP biosynthetic process. NCBI's taxonomy places the organism in Eukaryota, Metazoa, Arthropoda, Malacostraca, Decapoda, Parastacidae. Gene Ontology annotation, cellular component: cytosol; nucleus; mitochondrion.